Messenger RNA from Panthera uncia (snow leopard), 201 nucleotides. RefSeq names its product keratin-associated protein 19-8-like. The record is from RefSeq and is a predicted model, not a curated record. The transcript is spliced from 3 exons. The coding region runs from base 1 to 201 and encodes 66 amino acids. Lineage: Eukaryota; Metazoa; Chordata; Mammalia; Carnivora; Felidae.
AUGUCCUACUACGGCAACUACUAUGGAGGUCUAGGUUAUGGCUAUGGUGGCCUGGGCUGUGGCUAUGGCGGCUAUGGCUAUGGCGGCUGUGGCUAUGGCGGCUUCAGGAAGCUUGGCUAUGGCCGUGGCUAUGGUGGCUAUGGUUAUGGCUGCUGCCGCCCGUUGUGCUACGGAAGAUACUGGUCCCAUGGCUUCUACUGA